UAAACAAUGUGACAUUCUUCAAUAUUCGCGCUUAAUGGUAACGUCGUCAGUAGAUGUUCAAGGAAAACAAAUGCGGAGGAACUUAUCUAUACUGAUAGUAAAAUGCUUAUUCUUUGACAAUUUAUUACGUCACGCAAUAUCCAAUUAUCAUGUGAAAAUGUUAAUAUACUAAGUAUAACGUGACAUGUGUCAUUGUAUCAACGGAUAUAACGCCGAAAAAUAAAAUUGAAGGUUAAAGAGAUUUUAGUUAACAAUGGCAAAUACCGGUUUAUUAAUUUUAACGAAUCCUACAAAAAUAACAAAAUUAUUACCAAUAAUUAAAAAUCAUGUAUUAAAAACUCUGUAUAUUCAAUACUUUCCGGAAAAGAAUAUAUUUUCUUCUCGAAAUCAUACAUUUACAAAUUUUCCCUGGAAAGUAAGUUCUUAUGCUCAAACUGUUUCUAAAAUUUAUAUGGAUACAUCCACUGUAUCUCCACCACUAGAUAUUCGAGUAUUACUUACAAGUAUUAAAAAUCCUAAUUUGUCAACAAUAAAUACCAAGAAGCCUGUGGAAGUUGUUAUUUUUGACCAAAUUUAUAGUAAGAAUGAAGCUUCUACAUUCAUACAAGAGUAUCUAGCUAAUACUUCUAUGGACUGCAGUUUUGUUACUUUUGAUGAUAAUCAGGAAGAAGAAAAGGUAAACGACACUUGUAUGAAUCAGGAUGGUAUUAAUGAGGAAAAAAUUUAUAAAAGUGUAGUACUUGGUGGUACAUUUGAUCGAGUACAUAAUGGACAUAAAAUAUUUUUAAGUGACGCUGUAUUGCGUUGCUCAGAAAAACUUACUGUUGGUGUAACCGAAGUAAACAUGUUGUCUAAAAAAUUAUUAUGGGAACUUAUAGAACCUUGCUGUACAAGGAUCCAAAAACUUAAAAACUUUUUAGAAGACAUUGAUUCAACAUUGACAUAUGAUGUUGUACCAAUAACUGAUAUGUAUGGUCCAACUAAACACGAUCCCACAUUUGAAAUGAUAGUAGUUAGUGAAGAAACUAAGCGUGGAGGAGAUAAAAUAAAUGAAGCACGUAUAGAAAACAAUUUAAACAAAUUGGACAUACAUGUUGUGAAACUAGCAAAUGAUGAAAACCACAGAAAUCAUGAAGAAAAUAAAAUUAGUUCUAGUAAUCACAGAAUAAGAUUGCUGGGUACACAACUUCAACCUCGGAGAAUAAAAAAUAAACCUUUAAAACCUUACAUUAUUGGUUUGACUGGUGGCAUUGCAAGUGGAAAAUCAUCAGUCAUUGAAAAAGUAGAGAAAUUGGGUGCUGGUCUUGUUAAUUGUGAUAAAUUAGCACAUGAUUUAUAUUUACCUGGUAAAAAAUGUUUUGAUGCAGUAGUUGGACAUUUUGGUUCUACUAUCUUAACAUCAGAUGGAUUUAUUGAUAGAAAAAUACUUGGCAACAUAGUUUUUAAUGAUAAAGAACAGUUAAAUAAAUUAAAUAACAUUGUUUGGCCUAUAAUUUUAGAAGAAGCAAAGAAACAGAUAAAUGAUUUUUAUACAAAAGGAUUUGAUGUAAUUGUAAUGGAAGCUGCUGUAUUAAUUCAAGCUAAUUGGCAGGACUUCUGCCAUGAAAUUUGGACAUGUAUUAUUCCACAAGAAGAGGCUGUAAGACGAGUGAUAGAAAGAAAUAAAUUAACCGAAGAAGAAGCCAAAUUAAGAAUUCAAGCUCAACCAAGUAAUCUAGAACAGGUUAAUGAAGCUAAUGUAGUAAUAUGUACUUUAUGGAGUCAUGAUAUCACCCUAGAACAAGUGCAAAAAGCAUGGGAUGAAUUAAUGGUAUUUUUAUCUACACAAACAAAAAAGUAAUAGUGUAUUAUUAAAUUAUCAGUUAUAAUACAUAUACAAAAUUUACAAAUA
This is a messenger RNA of Megachile rotundata (alfalfa leafcutting bee), 1891 nucleotides long. RefSeq names its product Bifunctional Phosphopantetheine adenylyltransferase - Dephospho-CoA kinase (gene Ppat-Dpck). Gene Ontology annotation, molecular function: dephospho-CoA kinase activity; ATP binding. Lineage: Eukaryota; Metazoa; Arthropoda; Insecta; Hymenoptera; Megachilidae. Gene Ontology annotation, biological process: coenzyme A biosynthetic process. The record is from RefSeq and is a predicted model, not a curated record.